Messenger RNA from Kalmanozyma brasiliensis GHG001, 2751 nucleotides. Its product is annotated as Armadillo-type fold. The coding region runs from base 1 to 2751 and encodes 916 amino acids. The record is from RefSeq and is a predicted model, not a curated record. The transcript has a single exon. NCBI's taxonomy places the organism in Eukaryota, Fungi, Basidiomycota, Ustilaginomycetes, Ustilaginales.
AUGCAGGAUGACUUGAUCGAGAGCAUUCGGCGCUUCUCCGUGUCGGAUGAGCCCUUGUCGACUGCCACCGCUCAGACCUUUGUCGAUGCAUUCGCUCCGCUUUCCCACGCUCAAGACCACAAAACGGAUCAGCCGUCCACAUCGCAGAAUGAAUCAUCGUCGCUGACGAAGCUCAAGCAAGCACGCAGUGCUGCGCUUCUCACGCUUGCUUCGCGCUCCUCCUCCGCAGCUGUCCGACAAGAUGUGCGCUCUCAGGCCGCGCCCGUUGACGAGAACAUUGCACAGCUCUUGACGCCUGUCAUACGAUCCAGACUCGCCGACACAACCCCACACAGCCUUCUCUCAGCGCUCGGCUUCUUUUCGGCACUCUUCAGUGUACUGCCAUCGGAAGCGCAUGACAUCCUCACCGCGGACGGUAUCAUCGACCUUGUGUUGGAGGCCCCGGAGGCCUGUAAUGCUGUUCGCCGUGUAGAGGCAGACGGCCAAGCCCAAGACACACGUUCGAAGCGCUCGCUAUCGGAUGAAGAGCUCGUCGGCUUGGCAGUGGCUGAGCUCAUCUCCUCCGCUGCCAACUCGACAGCGACAAGAAAGUACCUUGCCGGCCAACAAGCCGUUCUCGACUGGCUCGACAUCGCCUGUGUCUCUCGCGGCUCCUCCAACACCGCAGAUCACAAAUCAGACGCGAUCGCUGUCGUCGCUGGUCUCGCUGAGAUCAAGGUCUACCGCGCUAUUGCUUCCGAGGCCAUGCAAGGCCUCACCCAAUCAGCAUCAUCAGAGCCGACUUCCCAAGCAGAUCAUGUCCGCAAGAUCCAAGAGGCGAGUUCAGAACGCAAACGCAAAGACCAAGCAUUGUAUCAAGCAACGCAGACCGAACUACUGUCCAUCAAGUCACAAUCGCGAAGUCUACUACGACAGGUGGACGCAGAACAUCGCCGACUCGUCGAGCUAAGCUGCUUGGAAGCGCUGGCCUAUCUCACAGUCCAGUCGACAUUCAAAGAACGCGUCGCUGCAGAUCGCAACCUACUCCAACUCUUAUGCACCGGGUUCGACAUCACAACGCCCAAGAAAGCCGAGGAAAAGCAGGUUCAUGAUAUCGACAGCCAAAGAUUCGAUGGAGCACUUCAGCUGGGGCUGGCCACUAUCUUGUCCAACAUCACUGCGUACCCACCCACACUCACAUCCGAAGAAAAGCAGGUCCGUCGUCUCAGGAACUUUGCCAACGCGCAGGGAACCAAACAAGAUGGAAGCCAGACGGACGACGACGACGACAAGCUCGAGACCACUGCCAAAGUGGAACAAAGGUGCUCGGCGGUACUAGAAGCCAAGGGAGUAGAGGCACUCAGCGCUCUCGCUGUAGCUGGACCUCCUCCUGGAUCCGGUGCCUCGACAUCCGACGGUGUGAGCUGGAAGGUCAACCCAAGCAAGAGCGUCCGUCAAGCAUGCGAACAGGCUUUGCUUGCGCUCUUGACCAAACAAGAUCGCGUCAUGCGAGGCAAAGCUGUGCAACAGGGCGCUUUGAGGGCAGCGCUGGCUUUAUCGGCCCCUGUGUUGCACGGUCUACUUCCAUCUAGCUCGAGCGAAUCGGCCAACAGCCAGCAGUCGAACACGUCCAAUGGUCUCUUCUCGCGCUCGGCAGGGACAUCAGCAGCAGCCAAUGUCACCUCCGACGACCUCGCGCCCCUGCAGGCACUGGCCAAGCUUCUCAUCUCAUUGAAUCCCAGCCUGCUCUUCCCUUCUUCGGACGGGCUUCUAUCGGUGUCCUCAGUCAUCUGCAGCCUCUUGCUGUGUCCGAUGGCGACCAGACUACAGAAGUUCGAGUCGCUCCUCGCGCUCACCAACUUGGCUUCCCUCUCUCCAGAUGUCUGCCUAAGGAUCGCGGCAUUUACGCUUGAAACUGCGGAUGCAAAAGCAACGGAGGGCAUCAACGCCGGGAAGCUAUUCCGGCCCACUUCAGUCGUCGCACAGGCAUGCGAGCAGUUGCUCAUGGAAGAGCACACUAUGGUACGAAGGGCUUGGAUCGAGCUCCUGGUCAAUCUGCUGCAGGUCCAGGAGGUUUUUGGAUACUUCACUUCUGCAAAGUCGCCAGCAUCUCAAACUGAUGCGGCCACGACGACCGAAUCGCAGGACAGGCUUACAUUGCGACUCAGGAUGCUGCUCGGUCUCUGCGAAGUCGACGAGUGGGCGUAUCUACACGGUAGCGGCAUCGGGAUAGAUGGUGAUACGCCGGAGAGCACCUCUGAUGCUCAAGGUGGAGAACCGUCGCUCGCCACGCGGAUGGCCUGUCUUGCACUACUGGCAAUGGUCACCGAGGUCAGCACAGCUGUCGAGGCUUUGGUGACACUGAACAGGCUCUUACCAAUCCUAGUCAGCACCCUCAUACUCGAUCGAUCGGAGGAUGCAGAGCGGAACGAAUGGGAACGCGCCGAUCUGGAGUCCACCAAAGCAAGCUCGACACGCAGCAGAGCUGACACAGAAGCCGAGGCGCAACUGAACGGCAUCAACCUAAGCAUGCGCGCUGGCUACGUGCUGCUCAACGUCUUGCAAUUCCUCUCUGAGCCUCGAAGCAAAGGCUUGCAGGAUCAAAGAGGAGGCUUUGAUCAAGAGAAGGUACAGACCGCGCUGCAGGACAGCCUGACCCAUCAUGUGGUGCAACUGAAGCAGGCCACGGGGCCAGCACACGUUCAGGAAGCGCGCAAGGGUCUCUUGCAGGUGAUGGCUGAAUGUCUCAAGCUCGUCAAGAGUAUGGAGUGA